UUGGCUGGUUUGGUUCAAGUGAAUGGAUUCGGUCAUUUCUCGUGACUGGUGGUGAAGUGGAAAUGGUGUGCCGGCUGGACUGGAAUUGAACUAGACGGGUUGGGUGCAAUAAUAAUAAUAAUACUAGAAAAACAGCUUCAAGCUGAAAGAUUACAGGUAAAACCUGCGCACUGGUUUCCACUGAAUUCAGCACAGAAGCGACAGAAAGCGAGUGAAGAUGGGGGAAGAGAGUGAGAGUCAGAACAUGAAGGAUGAAAAUACAUUCACAUCGGAGGAGAGCGGUGUACAAUACUACACACGCGAGGAGAUUCAAGCCCAUAACAUGAUCAAAGACACGUGGCUCAUCAUCCACGAUAAAGUUUACGAUAUCACAAGUUUCAUGGAGGAGCAUCCAGGAGGUGAAGAGGUUCUGCUGGAGCAAGCAGGUGCAGAUGCGACAGAAAGCUUUGAGGAUGUGGGUCAUUCCACAGAUGCCAGAGAGAUGCUCCAGCAAUAUUACAUCGGGGAACUCCAUAUGGAUGAUCGAAAGAAAGAAUCAAAAAAGGAAGUUUACAUCACAACUUCCAAGGAGUCCAGGUCAUUGACCACCUGGUUAAUUCCUGCCAUAGCUGCUGUACUUGUGGGCAUCAUGUACCGUUACUACAUGUUGGAACACAAAUCGUCCUGAACUUUGUCACCGCUAUAUUUCUCUUGUCUGGAGGCCUUGACUUGUUGAGUGAGUCUAUAAGAUCACUCUCAUCCUUUCUUCUUUAGUUUCUACUCCACUGACUGGAAAUGGUCCUUAGUGCAUUGGCUCAUUAUGACUGGUUUUCCUACCAGCCUUCACUUCAGAAUCCACAAUAAUGCAGCUGUAUUCUAUCUCUGAUCUUGGUCACUUUUCUGUCUAUUUUGUCUUUUUAAAUGUACUUGGGAAUGAUUUCAACUCCUUUAAAUUAAUCUAGAGUGUAGUUGGAAAGAUCAGGUAUGGUCCAGAUUUUGCUGACGGAUCCUAAUUUUGACAAAUCACAUGUCCACAGCCUUCACAUAGCUGCUAAUUGAUGUUUGUCAGUGAAUUGCCUUAGGUUUAUUACCUGAGGAUUUUGACCAAAUGAUUCAUGUGGAGUUGAAAAUUGCAUCUCCAAGAGAAGAGCAUGGAGUCGUGCUACUAAAAAGAAAUUUCUAUUUUAAGUACAACAUGCUUUAAAGGGGUAGUUCGGGAAAAAAAUUGAAAUUCAGUUAUCAUUCGGCUACUUGAUCCAAACCAGUAUGACUUUAUUUCUUCUGCGAAAAACACAAAAGAAGAUAUUUUGAAGAAUGUUUGUAUUUUAUGAGGGGAAAAAACCCACAUUUCUUAAAAUAUCUUGUUGUAUGUACAGGUUUGGAACGACAUGAUAGUGAAUUUUCAUUUUUUAGGAGAACUAUCCUUUUAAGGAAAACUAGAAAAUAUUGUCAUUGUUUCAUAUAUUGUCAUAACACUUUUGCAUGAAUGUUGUCAUUCAACAUCAGACAAUGUGCAAUUGCUGAAGUGUAAGAAAUGUAGCAUAGAGUUACAGUCAUGCAUUACUUUGACGUUAUAUAUGUAUGCUUUUUUCUUACAAUGAAGAUUUCUAGUGUGGUACCUGUAUCUGCAAACUUGAAAUUGACUCCAUUACUCUGCUCUGUCUAUUUGUAAUGAUGCAUUUGAGAGAUGUUUAAAUGUGUGUUUUUUUUUUUUAAACGAUCUGUUUCAAUGUUGGUAAGAGGAUUUCUUUGGGAAGUGUUUGAACUGUUGUACAGCUUGUAGAGUACCUGUUCAUAUAGUCAUUGCUCUUAUAUGCUUCUCUGAUGAACUGUUCUCAGCAUUGCUUGCAUGUUUUUUCUAGCUCGACUGGCUUUAGCUUAAAGGGCAGGUAAUGAAAAAUUAUAUGCAAGUGUUUACCGUUCAACUUCAAAAGUAGAAGUAAACCAAAAUGUCUACUUUUGUUUGCUUCUGUUGUGAACUUUUGUUAUUAAAUCUUGCAUUGUAUUUCCUUCUCAAACAAUAGUGGAUUUAAUUCAAGUAGCUUUUAAUGAAAUGCAUUGAGUGAGUCAUUCUAUAUAUAUAUAUAUAUAUAUAUAUAUAUAUAUAAUAUAAUUUUUUUUUUUUUUUUCAAUUAUUCUCAAUAUCAUAUAUAUUCUCUUAUAUAUAUUUCUAGCCCAAAUUUCUAUGUUUUCUUCAGUCAUAUUUGCCUUUUUAAAGUCAUUCCUGCCCCAAGAAAUGUGCAAAUUAAUUAUUUUCCUGCCGGGCUGAGUAAAUGUGUUCAGCUUUGUCUAAAAAUUGAUGUUAAGAUAUUCACAUUUGUGUGCAUUUUAUAUGCGUAGAUGUUGACAACAUUGUAAAGUUUUCAUAGGAUCACAUGUUAAUGUCAUAAUUUAAUUAUAGUCAUGGAAAAAAAAAAAAUAGUCCUGAAUUGAGGACAGGUGUGUUAGACUCUAGGUCACUAUCUGCUGUUUUAGUUCAACAACAAGAAGAAUCACAGCUCAAGGCCUUUAAUAUUGCUGAGAUAAAUGUGAUAUAUUUAAUAAAAAUUAUAAUUUAUCUGUCUGAUUAGGAAUAUCUAUGGUACGUCAGUAUGAAUACAACUGAUGCAUUGAAUCAAUGUGUGUUUAUAAAAAUUUCAGCUACGUUUCAAUAAAUGGUUAAGGAUGCAAGUA
This is a messenger RNA of Megalobrama amblycephala (Wuchang bream), 2652 nucleotides long. RefSeq names its product cytochrome b5. Lineage: Eukaryota; Metazoa; Chordata; Actinopteri; Cypriniformes; Xenocyprididae. Gene Ontology annotation, molecular function: heme binding. The transcript is spliced from 5 exons. The record is from RefSeq and is a predicted model, not a curated record. Gene Ontology annotation, cellular component: membrane; intracellular membrane-bounded organelle. The coding region runs from base 218 to 667 and encodes 149 amino acids.